Molecule: messenger RNA, 1227 nt
Organism: Mycotypha africana
Lineage: Eukaryota; Fungi; Mucoromycota; Mucoromycetes; Mucorales; Mycotyphaceae
Product: ribosomal protein S5 domain 2-type protein
Exons: 3
Coding region: 1-1227 (408 amino acids)
Biological process (GO): ergosterol biosynthetic process; isoprenoid biosynthetic process
Cellular component (GO): cytoplasm
Molecular function (GO): ATP binding; mevalonate kinase activity
Source: RefSeq, a predicted model, not a curated record
AUGACGGCUACUAAAAUGGUCGAGCGUGUCCUGGUGUCUGCUCCCGGAAAAGUUAUAUUAUUUGGUGAGCACUCUGUUGUCUAUCAGAAGAUGGCUGUGGCAGCAUCGUUAGGUCUUCGAACCUACCUCUGUAUUGAGAGACGACAAGAUAAUCUGAUCAGACUUUUGCUACCUGACGUUAAGGCUGACAGAACUUGGAAGUUGGAUGAGCUUCCUAUAGAUGUUGAUUUUACAAAUUGCGAUACCCGUCAUCCUAGUGAAAUGCCUGAGAAGCUUCAGUCACGCCUAGUUAAAUUAGCAGACGCUGAUGCUCAAAACCCAACAACUCAAGCCGUAAUGGCUUUUUUGUAUCUCCUCGUUAUCAUACAAAUCAAAGCAGCCGGUACGCCUCUCGACCACGGCUUCACUAUCAUUGUCAGAUCAUUUCUGCCUGUGGGUGCUGGUUUAGGCAGCUCCGCCAGUUAUUCUGUUGUUAUUUCUACAGCUUUAUUGAUUCUAUACAAUUUGAUACCCGUUGAUUUUAAUUCUAGUUCUGAUCGGGAACUUCAUCUUGAAUUAAUCAACAAAUACGCAUUCAAAGCAGAGGAAGUCAUUCAUGGUAAUCCUAGUGGAGUAGACAAUGCUGUAGCAACUUUUGGUGGAGCUAAAUCGUUUGUACGUGGCCAAGGAUUCUCAACCUUAGAAGGAUUCAAAUCACUCAAUUUACUAUUGACUAAUACUAACGUGCCUCGAUCGACCAGCGCACUGGUAGCUGCUGUAAGUGAAAAGAGAAAGAAGUAUCCUGAAAUAAUAGAACCCAUUCUUGAGUCAAUGCACAAUAUCGGUAUACGGUGUCGUGAUGCGUUCAAAAAGUUACACGAUGGAGCUAUCACAACAGAAGAUUUGAUGGUCGAGAUAGGGGAUCUGGUCGUUUUGAAUCAUAGUUUAUUGGAUGGCCUAGGCGUGAGUCAUCCUAGUUUGGAAAAAAUUCGAUCAAUUACAGCGCAACAUGGACUAAAAACAAAGCUGACAGGUGCUGGUGGCGGCGGUUGUGCAGUAACUUUCAUAGGCGAUGACAUAGUGCAAAGUGUAGUAGAUGAAGUUAUGUCAUUUUUAAAAGAUGAAGGUUUUGAUUGUUAUCAAACUUCUAUUGGUGGUAUUGGCGCCAAUGCUGUUCCCUUGACAAACAAUGAAUCCAGCCAGUGGCUUCUUGAAACAGAUAGGUCUACUUUAGAACAAUACAUGUAA